AUGGCGGACAGCGUUGGAGAUGCGUCAACCGGCGAUACGCUUGGCUCUGCUGUCACCGGACAAAGUGGCGGAUCCUCUUCCCUGCAGACUUUGGCAAACUCUCUGACGGGCGGACCGCUAACAGCCACAACUGUUUUUGCUACGGAGGGCGACCAGAGUGCCCCGAGCCCUGAAGGGUCCGCAACAGAGGGUCUUGCAGCUCCUCAGACGGACUUUUGGAAUUCGUUUGUCUUAUCUCCACCUGUCGUGUCCGUAUCCCCAAGCGUACACACCGCUUCGCCCCCUCAGGGUGUUGGGCAAGGGGUCGCAGGAGUGGCCGGACCGGGCCCCCUAACUCAAGUCUUCGCCGCUUCUUGGGACCCGACCCGUAGUACGGACUGGGACAACGAAAAGACUUCUCAGCCUGCUAUUUUAAGGAUAAAGAGGGAUAUCAUGUCUAUCUACAAGGAGCCUCCUCCAGGGAUGUUUGUUGUCCCUGAUCCUCAAGAUAUGACCAAGAUCCACGCUUUGAUUACGGGGCCAUUUGACACACCAUAUGAGGGUGGUUUCUUCCUCUUCCUGUUUCGAUGCCCUCCUGACUACCCUAUCCACCCGCCACGGGUCAAGCUCAUCACCACUGGUCAGAACACUGUCCGCUUCAAUCCCAACUUUUACCGUAAUGGCAAGGUCUGCCUCAGCAUCCUCGGAACAUGGACUGGACCAGCAUGGAGUCCUGCACAAAGCAUCUCCUCUGUCCUCAUAUCCAUUCAGUCUUUGAUGACAGAAAAACCUUAUCACAACGAACCGGGAUUUGAACAGGAGCGACAUCCUGGGGACAGUAAGAACUACAAUGAGUGUAUCCGUCAUGAAACCAUGAGAGUCGCUGUGUGUGACAUGUUGGAGGGCAAAGUUCCCUGUCCUGAAGCUUUGUGGAGUGUGAUGGAGAAGUCCUUCCUAGAAUACUAUGAUUUUUAUGAAGGAGUUUGCAAAGAGAGGCUGCAUCUACAAGGACAGAACAUGAAGGAUCCAUUUGGAGAAAAGCGCGGCCGUUUCGACUAUCAGCGCUUGCAGACUCGACUCAGCGCCAUUCACCGGCGAAUACGGGAAAAGCGUGCAAUGAGUGAUCCCAAUGACGAUUCUGACUCUGAAACCAGCUCCUCUGAGACGGACCCCGACAGCCAGGGUAGCAUCCAGCCGUGA
Nerophis lumbriciformis (worm pipefish) is the source of this 1179-nucleotide messenger RNA. The record is from RefSeq and is a predicted model, not a curated record. NCBI's taxonomy places the organism in Eukaryota, Metazoa, Chordata, Actinopteri, Syngnathiformes, Syngnathidae.